UAUAAACUAAGUAGUUAGAAUGGCUUGACCCCUAGAAUCUAUAUAUAUAGCCAAGGUUGAAGACAUUAGCAUUGUGGCAAAAGUUAGAAAAACACAAACACAGAAAAAGACAGACACAAUGAGGAGCAAUCAUGUGCGUUUGAACUGUGGCAUUACAAUGCCUCUUAUAGGAUUAGGCACUUAUUCCUUCCCAAAUGAUAGGAACACAACAGAACUUGCCGUCCAUUAUGCCCUUGAGAUGGGUUAUAGGCAUUUUGACACAGCAAAAAUAUAUGGUUCUGAGCCAGCACUGGGCAAGGCCUUGAAUGAGGCAAUCUGCGAGGGAGUAGUGGAGAGAGAAGACAUUUUCUUAACGUCAAAACUGUGGGGGAGUGAUCACCAUGAUCCUGUUUCUGCAUUAAAACAAACUCUAGAGAAUCUGGGUAUGGAGUACCUAGACAUGUACCUAGUGCACUGGCCAGUGAAAUUGAAGCCAUGGGUUAACUACCCUGUACCUAAUGAAGAUGACUUUGAAAAGUUGGAGCUUGAGAAGACAUGGGCAGGGAUGGAGAAAUGCCUUGAAAUGGGGUUGUGUAGGUGCAUUGGGGUUAGUAAUUUCUCUAGCAAGAAGAUUGAGUCCUUAUUGGAUUAUGCUUCUACAACUCCAGCUGUAAAUCAGGUGGAAAUGCAUCCAAUGUGGAGGCAAGAAAGGCUUAGAAAGACCUGUGGGGACCACAAGAUCCAUGUGAGUGCUUAUUCACCACUUGGUGGACCAGGGAAUGCAUGGGGAUCAACGGCUGUGGUUAAUCACCCUAUCAUCACAUCAAUUGCUCUCAAACACAGAGCAACUCCAGCACAGGUUGCAUUGAAUUGGGGACUAUCAAAGGGCUCAAGUGUGAUUGUCAAAAGCUUCAAUCAAGAAAGAAUGAGGGAAAAUAUGGGAUCGUUUGAUCUGAGAUUGGAUGAUGAAGAUAUGUUGGAGAUUGAGAAAUUAGAGGAAAUGAAGAUUAUGAGGGGGGAGUUUCACGUUAAUGAAACCACGAGUCCCUACAAAACCAUUGAAGAACUUUGGGACGGUGAAAUUUGAAGCCAAAGACAAGGUUGUGUUCAUUUACACCACAGGGGAAGAACGGAAUUGAAGAAAAAUUUGUUUCAACUGAAACGUUUAAUGUCUUCAUUUCUUAACCCUGGUUUAGAAUGAUCAUAACAAAAGGAAAAAAGAAAGCACGUAUUUUUUACAGCUAAACUUGCUUUUGCAAUGAAAUUUACUGUAACUAUAUUUUGCUUUCUUUUGCCGCAAUUGUCAUUUUUAAAAUUUUAAAGUUUGUAACUCCAAGCCUAAGUAUUGAUUAUUAAGUUCUUGCGUGAGACACCAAAAUAUGAACUAAAUUAUCGAAACAGGAAAACUAAAUAGCCCAAAGAAUUUGAAUCCUCGUGUGUUGUUUAGCAAAAUAAUUUUCAGAGGACUAAUAAUAUCUGUUACUUUUUAUCAAGGACUAAACAGAAAAGGAGAAAAAUCUGAGUAACUAGACAACUUAGGUAUUCAU
This is a messenger RNA of Vigna radiata var. radiata (mung bean), 1526 nucleotides long. Its product is annotated as NADPH-dependent aldo-keto reductase, chloroplastic. The coding region runs from base 119 to 1066 and encodes 315 amino acids. Gene Ontology annotation, molecular function: aldose reductase (NADPH) activity. Gene Ontology annotation, cellular component: cytosol. The record is from RefSeq and is a predicted model, not a curated record. Lineage: Eukaryota; Viridiplantae; Streptophyta; Magnoliopsida; Fabales; Fabaceae. The transcript has 5 exons.